Molecule: messenger RNA, 528 nt
Organism: Pocillopora verrucosa
Lineage: Eukaryota; Metazoa; Cnidaria; Anthozoa; Scleractinia; Pocilloporidae
Source: RefSeq, a predicted model, not a curated record
AUGACAGGAUGGGCCGAUGACGAAAAUCCGGCUAUUCAAACGUAUUAUCAGAGACGGAAUGAACUCACUGUAGAAGACGGUUGUUUGUUGUGGGGAAUUCGUGUUCUAAUUCCGGGUUCGUUGCGAGAACGAGUUUUGCAGGAGUUGCAUGAAGGGCAUCCUGGAAUUGUGCGAAUGAAGUCACUCGCACGACUCCAUGUUUGGUGGCCCAAAUUAGAUCAAUCAAUUGCUUCCGUUGUUCGUGAUUGCGCUAGGUGCCAAUUAACGCGAAACAAGCCGCAAAUCGCACCACUGCAUUCGUGGGAUUGGCCAGACACGCCCUGGCAGAGAAUUCAAAUCGAUUUCGCCGGUCUAUUCGUGAAUAAGAUAUUUCUUGUAGUGGUCGAUAGUCACUCCAAAUGGCUAGAAGUGGAAAUAAUGCCUAGUGUGACCAGUGAGUCAACGAUCGAGAGACUGAGAAAUAUGUUUGCUCGAUACGGUGUACCGAUGCAAUUAGUGAGCGACAAUGGUCCACAGUUUACAUCGUGA